Molecule: messenger RNA, 2624 nt
Organism: Plutella xylostella (diamondback moth)
Lineage: Eukaryota; Metazoa; Arthropoda; Insecta; Lepidoptera; Plutellidae
Product: 2-aminoethanethiol dioxygenase
Cellular component (GO): mitochondrion
Molecular function (GO): oxidoreductase activity, acting on single donors with incorporation of molecular oxygen, incorporation of two atoms of oxygen
Source: RefSeq, a predicted model, not a curated record
AGCAAUAAGAUCAAAAUGACGUUUGUUGACAGCUGCGCACUGUUAUCGUGCAGAUUUUUUUCGAAUAAAUUCAUCAAAACCAAAUUGUUAAGUGUAUUAUCCCUUCGAUUUCAUAUGGAUAUUAAAGAUGAAAAGAAGUCAGCCAUGGAAAUUGUCAACGUGCCGCCGCUGGUGUCCACUUACCGGCAGGCGAUGGAAACAUUCGACCCUCGCAACUCUGCGAACCUCCCCGUGAACUUGGGGAAGCUAAAGACAAUGAUGGACGGCCUCAGACAGGAGCACUUCGGCUUCGACCAGACCCUCAACGACCCGGCUACUUGGACGAGGAAGCAUAAGGCCCCGUGCACCUACAUCGAAGUGUACCAAGACCCGCAAGUAAACAUGAGCAUUUUCGUCCUCAGACCUGGCUUCAAGAUGCCCCUCCACGACCAUCCACACAUGCACGGACUGCUCAAGGUAAUAUCCGGCGCUGUCCAGAUCAGGAGCUUCUCCGAGUAUCCUCUUACACAAAACAUUGACCCUGCUAAAUUUGAAUUGCUCGCUAAAGAAGAGGCUAAGCGACUGGCAUCAGGAUCUCAUAAAAAAAGAACCCUCUUUGCCGAAAUCAGUAAAAAUUCUGUCUGCGCUGAGAAUUCUCAAACUUGUUUGCUGACACCCACUCUGUCUAACUACCACGAGAUACAGGCUCUUGAUACUCCAGCUGCUUUCUUUGAUAUACUGUCUCCUCCCUAUGAUACCCUGAUAGAAGAGAUUGGGCCUCGUCGAUGCAGCUACUACACAGUGUCGGAGGAAAUAGCCACAAAUGUGGUGCAGCUGACUGAGGAUGAAAUGCCAGAUUGUUUUUACUGUGAUCAAGCACCAUACUUGGGACCCACGCUGCAUUAAAUUCUAAUAUACCCUUAAUUUUUAAUUUGGCUGAAACAGUUGAAUGAAAUGCUCAAUUCUUUACAAUCAUCACAAUAGGAUAUUAUGUUAAUGUGAUUUUAGUGUAAACUUAUCUGUGCAUUAUUGUUGAAGUGUUAUUUGAAUUUUAUUCAUAUUUCAUUGACAAUGAAUGGUUUUUUAAAUGAUUUUAUUACUGUAUGGUUACCAUUAUCAUGAUUCUUUUACAAGGUCAGCUUCCUAUACUUUGUAUUUUAUCACAUUUUUUAAAUAAAAUGCACAAUUUUAUGUUCAAAUUUACAGUUUAAUUAGUAUUAAUACUUAGGGAAUCAAUAUUAUACUAUUAGGUACUAAUACCGUAAUUCUUCCUACUGUCUGUUAUUAGUUAUUAGAAUUAUUCAUUCUAGACUCUAGUCUUAUUCUAUUCUGAAUUCUGUUUCUUGAAGUUGCAUUUCUAAAAUGCUAUUAAGUUUUUAAAGUGAGUUCUCAUAAGUAUUUUGUGUCAUAUUAUUUAUAAGUCAAACAAAGACUAUAACAUGACUAAUUAAACAUAAGAUUUAAUUUGUAUUUUCUAGAAAUAAGUAGGUAACUAGUAUAUUAUGUGUUUGUUCUUGUUUUAUUGGUUAUUUUGUACAUUACAUUCCUUACAGUUAAAUUUUCAAGAAUCCGCUAUUUAUUGACCUGUCUACUAGACAUACUUUUAAACUACAUAAUCAAUGAAGUAUAUACCUUUCUUAGUGAAACGUAGGAUUUUAUUCAAUACAUAAUUCAAUUAAUCAAUAUAUUGGUGUCUGUAGACUUUGUAGAAUCAUAUUGAAAAACUGACUUAAUGGACUUUUAAAAUAUAAAAUAUACAUUUUAAUUCAUUACUUUGUAUUUUAGGUAAAUUACAAUGACUGAGGCAUUUUAUUUAAAUGAAAAAAGUACUGAAAUGUUAGUGAAUUAUGUAAACUGUUGCAUAUGUCAACAUUUUUAUUUAUAUACUUAAUUAGUUUCAAAAUCAAUGUUCAUCAAUACUAUUACUAUUGUAACCUACCAUACAUAUAUUGGGACAUUUAAAUAAAACUUGCUGAUGUAGUUAUUAUUGAUUUUAUUUGAAUUAAAAGAUUUAACAAUAGUCACAGAAUAUAACAUUAGCUCGUGAUAUUAGUAUGUAUUAUAUAAAAAAGAUGUAUAACAUAACAUAAUAAAAAAACUAAGAAGUAAACUACAGAUGACAUAAGAAAUCAGGAAAUAUCUGAAACUGAAACCACUUUUCACAGACAAGCCAUCAGUGAUAAAAUCUCAGCUACUUACAAAGCUUAUCUUAAUCUAUUGAACAUGACUUAGGUAUUGUUACAUCGACACGAUAGAUAAUUUUGUUUUUACAGAUCCUCUAGUACUGGUUUUGCUAUUUACGAAAACGAAAAAAGUUUUCGUUUAUCUGUCAAAAGUUUCAUGAUAGUUUUCGCUAUAGGCGCCCCUUAAUAUGCGAGAAAACGAACCUUUUAUAUUUUUCGACAAACUACCAAACGUACUAGAAGAGGUUCAGUGAAAGAGAAAAAUAAAUAUUUGAUAGCUUAUAAAAAAAAAUGAUAUUACCUUGAGCAUUAUUGCACAUUUAUAAUUUAGGUACAUACAUUUCCAGAGAAUACAUUGCACAUAACGUUUAAUAGCAGGUUUCUUAAAGUUUUAUCAAUACUUCCAUCUAUCUACUUAUACCACGCCCUAUCUUUCGUAUCUUAUCUAUUCUCAGUCUCCCA